Messenger RNA from Diprion similis, 4121 nucleotides. RefSeq names its product cilia- and flagella-associated protein 65-like. The record is from RefSeq and is a predicted model, not a curated record. NCBI's taxonomy places the organism in Eukaryota, Metazoa, Arthropoda, Insecta, Hymenoptera, Diprionidae.
UAGUCGAAUCCAAUCCAUUGUCAACUUCUUUAAUUAAAUAAAAAUAUCAGUUAGAUUAUGUCCAAGAGUUGCUGUACUGAUCAGAGUGAAAUAAAAGUAAUAAAUAUUGACUUUGGACAAGUAAUCGCUGGAAAAAUUUCCAAGCAAAUUGUCAAGAUCGUCAACGAAACUUGUAAAAAACAGCACUAUAAAGUUCAUCGUGACCCUGCAACUAAUCGUCUGGACUAUGUAUUCAAAGUAGAAUUUCACAAUUGGACGUUACCUGCCAAAGGUUUCACAGAAUGCAAGAUAGAAUAUCAGCCAGUCGUCCCUUCUCAUUGUUAUAUAGAUCACUUUAGUGUCGCAGACUGUGACAAAAUCUGUUACAAGAUAUGUGUGCAGGGCACAUGUGUCGGUCCUUAUGUAGUGCCGUCAGUAUCUCGACUAGUUAUGGUGUGCCCUAAAGGAGUACAAGAAGUAAGAAAGCGAUUACAGUUGAGAAACGAUUCGGAAGUAGCGGCCACUUUUAUGUUUGACAUUGACGAAAAAUGUUGUUCCUUCAAAUUGGAUAUCACUAAUGGAAUUAUAGCUCCGCACAGUCAUGUGUACAUUAGUAUAACAUUCUCACCUGAAGAGCAAGAGCUUUAUGCAUUUUAUCUUUCAUGCCUGAUACUUCAUCAGGGGCCGAUUGUCACUGAACUCUAUGGCUACCGAGGGCCUUUGUUUUCGAAAGCCGAAGAGUUUGUUCCUGUUCUAUUUACCAACCCAAAACCACUGAUCGGAGACUUUGAUGGUUACAUGAGUGACGUUGUUCAAGUUCGAAAAGGCAGCUACCCACCAAUUUCUUUAUCUGAAACUUACCUGGAUUUUGGCAGAGGAAGUUGUGAUGAUAAAAAAAAAUUUCAAUCUUUUCCUCAAAACAUAUGUUUCAUGAAUCACACUGAUACAGAUAUGACGGUGAAAUGGAGUAAUGGUAGGGGUGACUUUUAUUUAGUGCACAGAGAAAUAUUGUCUCGCGCGAUUUGGAAGACCAAAGAUACUGACGCAAACUCUAGUUCGGGUCUGUUAGUUGCGAUUCCGCUAAUUACUUCUGUUCGCGUGAUUGGUCAUACAUUCUCACCUGGGUCUACUGGCUGGAUUCCACAGUUUGAAAUUCCGAAAAGUGUCAUUUUACCCCCGACUCUUCCGUUGUUCCCAGUCUACACAACUUUUCUUAUCAAAUUGCACGGGCAUCUCGCUAUGACUUUUAAAUUCAUACCUCCCUCGACUACUCACUUCACUGUGAAACCGAUGGUAGGAAUAAUUCACAGGGGUUAUCAGAUAGUUGCGUUGCAAAUGUUUCCUGAGGUUCGAAACAAGCAUUCUUACAUUGAACGAUGGACAAUAGAGUUCAACGGUAACCCAAACAACAAAGUACCAAUAGAGUUCAAGGCAUAUGCGGAAUUCCCAAGUCUCGAUUUCAGUAAUAACAAUUUAGUCGAAUUUGCUCCUGUUUAUCCGCGAUGCGAACAAACCACAGAAGUAACUAUGCGAAAUACUACGAGACAUUGUAUCAGGUACUCAUUUUCUGAAGUACCCUCUGAAAUAAAAAUCGAAAAAGCCAGCGGUGUGAUUUUGGGAAAUGAGAUCCUGACACACGAAUGGAUCUUCUGUCCCAAAGAUACUGGAGAUCAUAAGUAUACUGUUUGCUGUCGUGCAACAGCUUUGAAGGCCGGAGCGCCUGUAGGGAAUAGUGUCGAUACACUGCUUGAGGUUACUGGAAAAGUGGAACGUGGAUAUCUCGUGGCGUUACCCGAAGAAGUUAAUUUUGGUACCGUUGCAUACGGUGAAACUGAGAAGUUAAGUUUCCAUUUGUUCAACUUUAGUUUGGUGAAAAUUCACUUUGAACUAAGAUAUAAGCAGCGUGGCUGGCCUCUCGACAACAUAACGCAUGACGUUAAAAUCAAACCUGUAACAGAUACAAUAAUCCCUGGAGGCAGUAAAGAAAUAGAAGUACAAAUAACACCACAUAAAUCUGGCUUUUAUCAGUUAGUAGUGCAGUACUUGGUGCGUUCCAAUUCUUCAGCCAAGGAUGCGUCAUGUACAUUAGAGUUGCAAAAUAUUUGCAUAGUAAAUUGCAUGUGUAUCUUACCUGGUUUUGAGGUCAAGGACUUGUUAUAUCUCUGUGUUCAGGAACACAUAAGCAAAGCAUUGCUUUGGAAUUUACUGGAAAUUGAUGAAUUCAAUACUAUUACAAAUUCCAUUGAACCGGGUGAUUCAAGACCAAGAGUUAUCAAAUUACGCUUUCCGGAGCUUGCAUUGCGCCAAGAGCCACUGCUAAUCAAACUUUUGGUUGUCAAUUCUACUCCAGCAUGUUCUACUUGGACUAUAACGAGAAUAAAGAAGUGCGAUUGCAAACAAGUAACUAAACAUCGUGGAUUGACAUUCAAGUACAAAGAAUAUUGUUGCGAUCAUAGGCUAGCAUGCACCAUUUCCCCGAACAAAGGUGUACUGCAGCCACAACAAAAAACUAUACUCACGGUCAAAGUAUGCUACAGUAUAUUAGGAAAAACUAGUCUGCAAUGGAAAUUAGGAUUAUCUAACAAUCGCAACAUCAUUAUCAGUGCCGAAGUGGUAGCUUUGUCUGAAAAUCAACCUCGCCCUAGCCUUUUAGCGAAUCAAGUUUUCUCCAUGGAAAGAAUAUACAUUGGCGAUAUAGAUGCCAUAAAACAGGUUUAUUUCGUACAUUUAGUCACAUUGGAUUUUCCCCAUAAAAACGUGUCGAUUCAUCCUCAGAUGUGUUGGAUGUACAAUUCGUUGGACCAAAAAGUGACGUACUCGCUAGACACCAGCCCCCUCCACCAAAUAAACGCUGCUGCGCUAAGUGAAACAUUUGCAUGCGCAAAUCCGCAAGGGACUUUGCCAGGACAGUCUUACUAUCCAAUUAUUUUCAAAUUCCAACCACGACGAUUCGAAUCUUAUCAGGUCACUCUACCGCUCAAACUUGGAGAUACGAUGACUGAUCUGUCGAUCAUAGCAGAAGCCGACAUUUCAAAUAAGACUAGAUUUUUGCUAGGCAAAGUUCCAAUCGCUGAUCAAUUUUCUAUUCCUGAACUACCCAUAUAUUUCUCCACCGAUUCUAUCGUCAUAACUCCCAUGCCGAUGCACUCUAAAGCCGAUAGAAUGAUCAUGAUAUACAAUGAAUCCAAGAACGACGUCAUAGGAUAUCAAUGGAAAAGCUACGAAAUGCCAAAUGUACUUGAUGUGAGGGUAAUGCCAACUAGCGGAAGAAUUCAGCCAACAAAGGCGCAAUCUUUUUGCAUAAGGAUCAGGUCUCGCUCGCAUUCAUGCAAAAUAACAGCAAAUUUGAACUGUAAAUUUUUAGACCUCAGUGCCCAAAGAGUGUACGAAAAGAGUGUUCUCGUGUAUAAUACUCUCUGCACAGAAUUGGACGGACAGUUCGUAAUUACCGAGAAGGGAAUGAGCAAACCGAAACCAUGGUUGGAACCCGCCAAAAAACCUGUACCAUUUUACAAAUCACUGUCGAUCAGCUGUUAUAUUUAUAGUGUGUUGGAUGCUGAUUUGAAGACGACACUUGACGAGCAAUUGAAAAGUUCACCACCCAUAGAAAUACAAAUUAAAAAAAAUGAAAGUUGCACUUCAACCGACCCAAAGCUUAUCAAUAUUGCCACAUUCGUUUUAGAAGGAAUGAUUUGGUGAGAGCUUUAUAAUUGUAGGGAUUCUUACUGGUUGUAUGUAAUAAAAAAAUUCGUGCUCUUUUUUCCCAGGGAUAUUUUGAAUGAGAAUUUAUUCAUAAAUAAUGUGAAAGAAAAUCUAACUCAAAUACCAAAUGUAAAAUAUGGUCAGUAUAAAAUGUCGCCGAUAGAAAGACGAAAGCUCCAGGACAGAUCUUACAUUGUGCCCCCCAAGCAUGUCCUCGAGACGAUAUUUGAGCAAGUGAGAUAUAUAUUUUUAUGAAAAAUUCUUGAUUCUAGAAUCUUAAAUGAUUUCUGCAGAUGAUAUUUGGAAUAGUUCAUGAAGAAUUCGGACUGAGUCUACGUCAUUUCGGCGGUUCUGAAGAUAUCAGACAGUUUUGCUAUAAAAAUCGUGAAACACGAUCUCGCCAUUUGACUAAAAUAAAUGACCUCAAUACGCAAGGUACU